AUGCGUGCGAGCACGGCAAGCGCUCUUGCUCUUGCUCUCGGGCUUGCAUGGCUGGUGGCGGCGUGCCGGGCGGCCGACGGUGACGGCCGCGCUGCGCUCGACGACGCCAUGUGGGCGGCGGUGAGCUCAGCGGCGGUGGCGACCGAAAGCGGCGGCGAGAGGCAGCCGGUGUACGAGGCCGAGCUGGCGCUUGCAGCGGCCGAGGCUAGCGCCGAAGCACGGAUCAAGCAGGCGCAGGCAAGCGGGCUCUCGGACCGGGCGGCAGGCAAGCUCCAAGCGCUGCUACAGGCCUCGGACCCCAGCGGUCCCUCCCAGCCGGGGGUGUCAGACCUCGCCUUGCUCGAGGCCUUCUACGCCAAGCACGCCGAGGUCUUUGUCGGCGAAAGCGGUGGAGGUGCCGGCGAUGAUGGAGACGGCGCUCGCGUUCGCAUCUUGCGCAAGUUCCACGACAAGCUUCCCCUCCCGCAGGUGCCCGGAUCAUCGGCACAGGGCCCAAGCAGCGGCUCUGGGGCCGAGGCCGGGUGGAGAAGCAGCGGGCCAGACGCCGAUGAGUUUGUUAUUCUUCCGCCCGCAACGUCGCGGGCCGAGCUCGACGACCAGGUUUACCUGGCGGCGCUCCACAACCAUGUCAGGGAUGUGCGCGAGCUGAUCGAGCUCGGGGGCGAUGUGGAUGCAACUCCUGACGAGCGAUCGGGCUCGGCGCUGUAUGCUGCAGCGUUCCACGGCCAUCUCGACGUGGUCCGCACCCUCAUCGAGCUUGGUGCCGACGUUUCGGCUGCACUUGGCGACGGAACAACGCCACUGUACGCAGCAGCUCAGCGCGGACACCUGGCUGUGUGCGAGGCGCUCCUACAGGCCGGUGCCGUCCCCGACGCCGGACGGCGGGAUGGAUGGCGGCCGCUGCAGAUUGCCGCCGAGCAGGGCCACACUGCAGUGGCGCGUGCGCUUGUGGCGGCUGGCGCCGACGUCAAUGGUGGAAACGCCAAGGGUGUGACACCGCUCAUCACGGCCACCGCGCACGCACACGUCCCGAUGAUGGCGCUCCUUCUCGACGCCGGCGCAGACCCGAACCGGGCAACACUCAACGGGUGGGGAGCCCUCGAUGUACUCGAGUCGGCGAAGGGCGAGCUCGAUGCACCGCAGCUCGAAGCCAAGGCCCUGCUGGAAGCGCAUGGCGCUCUGCGGGCCUCGUCGUGGGUGGCACUCUGGCGGUAUGGGUACGUGGCGGUAGGCAUGGUGGCUGCCCUAGGCGUGUGGUUGCUAGGACCUUCGGACGCCCCGGUGACGAAGUCUUCGAACAAGCGGCCGAGUGAGCGAGCUGGCAACAGCGACGGCGCCAGUCGCCGCUCUGGCGGCGGCAAACGGAAGGGUGGGCGGCCGCGGAAGCGCGGCCGAAAGUAACACGGCAGUGCAACGGGUGCGUAGCGUGAGCUGGUCGUUUGUUCUUUUUACCCGGCCCGGCCAUCGGGCAGCUCGUGCUUGAGGUAGGUGGCACGGUCCUUGUUGCGGAGGUGUGUGCCAAGGCGAGCGGCGCGCUUGCCCUCCUGUUCCCAGAUGAUGGCGUCGACACCGAGCGCAGAGCGAACGCGCUCGACCGAGUCCUCCAUGUGUGCCAUGGUCUUUGCCAUGGUGGCGAGCUGGUGCUUGACGGUGACGACAAAGGUGGACAUGUCCGAGUGAGCCAGAUCCUCGAGGGCGGUCUGGACGAACUCGUCGUCCUCACCGAGCGCCUUGUGGCGGAGCAGCUCUGCGUCGCGGCGCCAGUCCUCGAGCUUGUGGAUGAGCUGGAUCUGCUCCUCUGCGGAAAUCUGGCCCGAGCCGUCGACGUCAAAGUAGGCAAGCAGCUCUGCGGCGGUCAUGCCGAGGACAGACUGGAUGGAGGCCUCGUGGUCGCGGAAAAUGGUGGUCAUCUCGUCGAGGGUCAGCAGCUCGUCUUGCUGGAGGUCCUUGGCAUGGACGAGGUCGUCGACCUCGUCGCCGUGUGGCCGAGCGUCAAAGACAGCGGCCUUGGAGCGGAUCCAGUCGCGGGUCAUGGAGAUGACUGAGAUGUUGGGCUCGCCCUCGUGGGCCUCCUGCACGUUGAUGUACGCGUCGUUGAGAAUGGUGAGGAAGAGCGAGAGCAUGAUGAAAAAGACGAGGACCAUAAAGGCCACAAAGUAGA
Thecamonas trahens ATCC 50062 is the source of this 2161-nucleotide messenger RNA. Its product is annotated as ankyrin. Lineage: Eukaryota; Apusomonadida; Apusomonadidae. The transcript has a single exon. Gene Ontology annotation, molecular function: protein binding. The record is from RefSeq and is a predicted model, not a curated record. Bases 1 to 1401 code for a protein of 466 amino acids.